This is a messenger RNA of Ostrinia nubilalis (European corn borer), 6664 nucleotides long. It is a transcript of the gene DAAM, whose product is annotated as disheveled-associated activator of morphogenesis 1. Lineage: Eukaryota; Metazoa; Arthropoda; Insecta; Lepidoptera; Crambidae. Gene Ontology annotation, molecular function: small GTPase binding; actin binding. Gene Ontology annotation, biological process: actin cytoskeleton organization; positive regulation of actin filament polymerization. The transcript is spliced from 21 exons. The record is from RefSeq and is a predicted model, not a curated record. The coding region runs from base 264 to 4790 and encodes 1508 amino acids.
GCGGAUCUCGACCGCAGCACGCGUGCGCGAACUACAACCGAGAUGCCGCGAAACGUGCGUACACAGCGAUGCGUCAACUGAAAAAAAAUACCGCGAAAUUUUAACUUUUUUCUUUUUCUUCAACUCUAGUGAACUGUGUUGCCAGUGCUUGUGUGCUCUUAUUUCUUCUUGGGACCACGUUCAGGAAUGCAUUCUAUGCGAUGCGUGUAUAAAAUCAAUUGACUCGUCGUAAAAUAUGAAAAGGACCCAGAAACGAUAGCAACAUGUGCAGCAAGGAUCAGAUCAAUCACAUUCUCGGGAAGAUCAAUGUGGGGCUACCGUCGUGGUCCCGCGGUCUGGAGGCGGCGGAGGCGGCGCGCGCGCGCCUCGUGCGCUGGGCGUGCGGGGAGCCCCCCGCGGAGCCCGAGCCGCCCCGCAAGAAGAUGCCGCAUGCGCUCCGGCGCCGGUGGCCGCUCUGCCCUUGCUUGCAGAAUGACGAGCCCCCCGAAAUCACGUACUGCGUGGUGGGGGGCGAGGGGGGGCUGGCCUUACAGGCCGUCACCCCCACCCACCCCAUGCCGCCCCAGGACGAGUUGGACGCCAAGUUCGCGGAGUUGGUGGAAGAGUUGGACCUGACAGCAGUAAACAAGGCAGCCAUGAUGGAGCUGCCAGCGGCGAAGAAGUGGCAGAUAUACUGCAGCAGACGACCGCCGCCAGGGCAGGCGCCGCCUCUCGCCACGGCACCCCAGGUCGAGGAGUACAUCAAGGCCCUCAACGAGAUUGCUGACGCAUUUGCAUCUUCAGAAGGCAUCCCACCAGUAGAAGCGAGCGCCCUGGUCGAUGGUCUGAAGACUGCGCUGCGGACGCGGGCCCACAGCUUCGUGCUGCGGUUCAUCAAGCAAGGAGGCUUGGGCUCCAUACUGGACGCCCUGCAGAGGGCGCCACGGGAUGACGCUAUCACCAGGCACAACCUCAUCGCUGCCAUCAAAGCGCUUAUGAACAAUUCUACUGGAAGAGCGCACGUCCUAGCCCACCCAACGAGCAUCGAUCUGAUCGCACAGUCGCUCGACACCGAGAAUGUCAAGACCAAAGUGGCCGCUCUCGAGAUACUGGGCGCGGUGUGUCUGGUGCCUGGAGGACACAAGAAGGUGCUAGAAGCAAUGGUGCACUUCCAAAAAUACGCUGGCGAGCGCGCUCGCUUCCAAAGCGUGGUGAACGAACUGGACCGCAGUACGGGCGCAUACCGCGACGACCUGGGCGUGAAGACCGCCAUCAUGUCCUUCGUCAACGCCGUCCUCAACUACGGCCCGGGAGAGGAAAGUCUGGAGUUCAGGCUCCAUCUGAGAUACGAGCUUCUCAUGUUGGGAAUACAACCAGUAAUAGAAAAGCUUCGCAAAUACGAAAACGAGACACUCGACCGCCACAUCGAGUUCUUCGACAUGGUCCGCAACGAGGACGAGCGCGAGCUGGCGCGGCGCUUCGACAAGGAGCACGUCGACACCAAGAGCGCCGCCGCCAUGUUCGAGCUGCUGCGCCGCAAGCUGAGCCACACGCACGCCUACCCGCACCUGCUGUCCAUCCUGCAGCACCUGCUGCUGCUGCCGCGUGAGUACCCUGUAGGCGGACACAAGGAGCACGUCGACACCAAGAGCGCCGCCGCCAUGUUCGAGCUGCUGCGCCGCAAGCUCAGCCACACGCACGCCUACCCGCACCUGCUGUCCAUCCUGCAGCACCUGCUGCUGCUGCCGCGUGAGUACCCUGUAGGCGGACACAAGGAGCACGUCGACACCAAGAGCGCCGCCGCCAUGUUCGAGCUGCUGCGCCGCAAGCUCAGCCACACGCACGCCUACCCGCACCUGCUGUCCAUCCUGCAGCACCUGCUGCUGCUGCCGCGUGAGUACCCUGUAGGCGGACACAAGGAGCACGUCGACACCAAGAGCGCCGCCGCCAUGUUCGAGCUGCUGCGCCGCAAGCUCAGCCACACGCACGCCUACCCGCACCUGCUGUCCAUCCUGCAGCACCUGCUGCUGCUGCCGCGUGAGUACCCUGUAGGCGGACACAAGGAGCACGUCGACACCAAGAGCGCCGCCGCCAUGUUCGAGCUGCUGCGCCGCAAGCUCAGCCACACGCACGCCUACCCGCACCUGCUGUCCAUCCUGCAGCACCUGCUGCUGCUGCCGCGUGAGUACCCUGUAGGCGGACACAAGGAGCACGUCGACACCAAGAGCGCCGCCGCCAUGUUCGAGCUGCUGCGCCGCAAGCUCAGCCACACGCACGCCUACCCGCACCUGCUGUCCAUCCUGCAGCACCUGCUGCUGCUGCCGCGUGAGUACCCUGUAGGCGGACACAAGGAGCACGUCGACACCAAGAGCGCCGCCGCCAUGUUCGAGCUGCUGCGCCGCAAGCUCAGCCACACGCACGCCUACCCGCACCUGCUGUCCAUCCUGCAGCACCUGCUGCUGCUGCCGCGUGAGUACCCUGUAGGCGGACACAAGGAGCACGUCGACACCAAGAGCGCCGCCGCCAUGUUCGAGCUGCUGCGCCGCAAGCUCAGCCACACGCACGCCUACCCGCACCUGCUGUCCAUCCUGCAGCACCUGCUGCUGCUGCCGCUGGAAUACAACCCAUAUUCCCAGCACUUCCUACUGCUGGACCGCGUGGUGCAGCAAGUGGUGCUGCAGCAGCCCAGCGCAGGCAGCCGCGCCAACAGCGAGCAGGGCAGCUUGCGGGACGUCAACACUGACCAGACCAAGGUCUACGACCCAGACGUAGCGCCUCUGGAGAUCAACGUGGGUGAAAUCGUCCAUCUCCUGGCUAAGGAGGAAGAGCUGGUGGCAGCCAGGACGAAGGCAGAAAACUUGGAGCGAGAGAACGUAGACCUGGCUACCGAACUGGCUAAGAAGGAGAAGCAAGUAGACCAGCAGUCGCAGGAGCGCGAGGAGUUGGAAGGCGUCGUGUCUCGCCUUAAGGAGCGCCUCGAGCGAGAAACGGCGGCGCAUAUGGAGUGCACUGAGAGAGCGCGCGCCGGCGCUACAAGGGCUCAUCAGCUCGAGCAGCAGCUGAACCAAGAAAGAGCGGAAAGGGCCAGGUUCGAAAAACUAGUCAGCGAAGGCAGUAUACCUGACGAUGCCAAGGUCAGCAACCUCAAGAGCGCAGUGAUAGAGACAUGCAGCGCCCCGCCGCCCCCGCCGCCGCCGGCCUUCUGCCCCCCCGCGCCGGCCCCCCCGCUAGCACCCGCCCCCCCGCCGGUACCAACCGCCCCCGCGGCCCCCGCCCCUCCCAAGCCCAAGAAGAACGUGCCCACGCCCGGAAACCCAUUGAAAAGUUUCAACUGGAGCAAACUGCCCGAUGCUAAGCUACACGGGACGAUAUGGCAGGAGUUGGAUGACACCAAACUGUAUAAUGCUAUGGAUCUACACACGAUUGACAGGAUGUUCUGCGCUUACCAGAAGAAUGGAGUGCAGAACGAGGGAUCCGUGGAGGACUUGCGCCAACUGGGAGCCAAGCCCAGAACGAAAAUAUUAUCGGUGAUUGACGGACGACGAGCCCAGAACUGCACUAUCUUACUGUCCAAGCUGAAGAUGACUGAUGAGGAGAUUUGCCGAGCGAUCCUCCGCAUGGACGCCGGCGAGCAGUUGCCCAUCGAUAUGGUGGAGCAGCUCCUCAAGUUCACACCCAGUGCUGAGGAGGCGGCGCUACUGGAGGAGCAUCAAGACGAGCUGGAUAGCAUGGCCAGGGCAGACCGGUUCCUGUACGAGAUAUCCAAAAUCCCGCACUAUUCCCAACGAGUCCGGACGCUACUCUUCAAGAAGAAGUUCUCGGCUGCGGCCGCAGAGGCCAGCGCGAGGGCUCAUACUGUACUCAGGGCUGCGAGGGACAUGACGCGGUCUAGGAGGCUCCGGGCCUUGCUGGAGAUUGUGCUGGCUUUAGGAAACUAUAUGAACAGAGGCGCACGCGGCAACGCGUCAGGCUUCCGGCUGUCGUCGCUGAACAAGCUGGCCGACACCAAGUCCAGCGUCACGCGCAAUACCACGCUGCUGCACUACUUGGUCGAGAUGCUCGAGACACAGUUCAAAGACAUCCUCCUACUCGAAGAGGACUUGCCCCACGUGCGAGCAGCAGCGAAGGUGUGCGUGGACCAGCUAGACAAGGACGUGAGCGCGCUCCGAGCCGGCCUACGGGAGGUGGCCCGCGAGCUGGACUACCACGCGGCGCUGCCCGCGCCCGCCGACCCCAACGACGCCUUCCAGAGCGUCAUGAGGGAGUUCCACGCGCAUGCUGUGUGCACCUUCACGCAGCUGGAAGACCUGUUCCAGGACAUGAAGAGCCGCCUAGAAGCGUGCGCGCACGCGUUCGGCGAAGAACCCAGCUCUUCGCCUUCGCAACUAUUCGGCGCGCUCGACGCCUUCCUCACGCAGUUGGGCGAGGCGCGCGCCGAAUGCGACGCCGCGCGCCGCCGCCGUGACGAGGAGGAGCGCCGCACGCGCCACGAGCAGGAGCUGAAAAAGCGAACAAUGGAGCGCAAGCAGGCGUCCAGCCUCCUCAGCUCCGUCGGGAAAUCCCUCGGCAAGAGUAACUCGGACUGCAACGGCCACGCCAACGGAGACUCCUCCCGUGACGGCACCCUCACUAACGGACAAAAGGGCGAGUUCGACGACCUCAUCUCGGCUCUCCGCACCGGUGACGUCUUCGGAGAUGACGUCGCCAAGUUCAAACGAUCCAGAAAAGCCUCCAAGGCCUCACACAAAGGCAGGGACUCCCCGCCCCGCGGCAUAUGCCGCGAAGACUCCCGGGAACGACAGAAGAAUUGAAAGGUUUGCUAGGUUUUAUGUGUAAACGAUCUGAAAACCUGGACAAAGUAUUCGUUAACGAAACGACUAAGUCAAGUACGAAUCUUGUGCUUCGUGCAUUCACGAAGCACUUAGUUACUUAAAUUUUUCCAUUUAAAAUUUUUGAAUGGUAACGCCAUUGUAGGUACUUUGGGAACGAAGCAACUUUUGUUGUUUAAAGACGCUGGAUAUUUUCACUUAAAGAAACAUUCGAUAAGUGGAUUUCGAAGAUCCUUGGAGAUCCCCAAGGGUGAUGCCGAACUUGUAAACCGGUCACAAACGGGGAGAUUUACGUUGAAGAAAAGGGUCUAAAUGACUUUAGUAAAAUAUACUACGUAUUAUAGUUAUUAUGGAAUGUGAUGUUUAGUAGAAGGAUAAUGACUGUUAAGAUAAUGAGUGUUAGUCAACUUUCAUAAACAUCGCUAAACUUGGCCUGCUGGCUGGUCCAAUUUAUAUGGUACGCCCAUAUUAGAACUAAUUAUCGUUUAGUUUCCCUUAGGUACUUUAUGAUCUUGUGUCAUCAAUAUAAACUUAGUGACAACGAAUCUAACGUGUAUCCGAUGCCAUUUUGUAUUACGUUUUCUUACAGAUUUAUCUCAACACUAUCACAAACUCUUGGUGCCUAAUUUUGAACUUUUCUUACUUUACAUUGAGAUUUUCGACGAUUUGGCUUUUUGCUGGCUAUCGACUGAUCAAGUCAAAGACUGUGCAUGUUAUUCCAUAGACAUAAUAAUUUAAGGGUUUUUAUUGAUAAGCGAUGUGUGAUUUGAAUAACCAUAGAGUAGAUCGUAUAGAUUUUUUUUUAUUACAAUACUUGAAUGUUAUAGAUUUCAUUGCUAGGCCGCCAUAAUACUUUUAAAACUCUUUACUUAUUACAGAAAUGUUUUUUCAUGUUCUUUUUAAUUUAAUAAUAAUCGAUUAACAUUUUAUCGAUAGCCAAAUUAUAUUCUGUGGGAUUAUGAGAGUGUAUUAUAUCAUUUAAUGUAAGAUGUAUUUACAUUGUGUAAAUUUUAAUUUUAAUAUUAUGGUGUACUACAAUUUGGCUUCUUUUUCUAAACGAAUGCAGGGCAUCUGAUGAGCAUAUCGUAUUCGGUUGUACCUUCGACACUUUUUAUUGUUAUGCCUCUUAGAUACAUAACAGUGAUGUAUGUCUAUAAAAUUUGCUAUUUAUAAUCUAUACGUAGCCUGUAAUUGGCCUAAAUACCUACUGAAAUUAAAACAUUCGGCGCAAUACUAUACUAUUGCUUAAAUAUAAAUUGAUCUUUGGUGGUCUCGUAAUAGGGCCCAAGCACUAUCACUUCAAUGUAGACAAGUGGCAAAACAAUGAAAAUUUCUGAACUAACCAAUCUCCUAGCACUAAUGGAAAUUGACGAAAAUCCUUUUGGAUCGUAACCCUAUCAUUAUUGGAUAAAACAUUGAUGAAUUGACUAUAAUUCCUAUAUUGUUGUAUCAUUAACACUAGGGUGUAGGAAUUGAUACAGACGUACCAGCAUACUGAUUUCGAAUUUUUACUACAACAUUUACUUUAUGGUAGAUGAUGUUUUUGAAAACUUUACAUUGUAAUUUUAUAUUGUAGAUCUUAUAAAAAAAUCUGUCACUAAUUUAUUUUAUUUCAUUCAUAAAAUGUGAUUAAUUAAUUAUUUUAGUUGAAUGUAAAUAUAAUUUUAAUUUGCCAAAAUUUGUUACCGAGUUGACGAGUUGAUGAGGGAAUUUUGAUAAGUUAAUGAAAUGUCUCCAAUGAAAGUUUGUCAUAUGUAAAUUUUAUUGUUUUGUUCAGUAUUGCUUAAGCGAAUAGUAUAUUAAUAUAAUUAUUAUACCUAUAGACAUUAUUUAAAUUAAAAUCCUUAAAACAAUAA